Molecule: messenger RNA, 2598 nt
Organism: Zeugodacus cucurbitae (melon fly)
Lineage: Eukaryota; Metazoa; Arthropoda; Insecta; Diptera; Tephritidae
Product: putative nuclease HARBI1
Exons: 7
Coding region: 1419-2489 (356 amino acids)
Source: RefSeq, a predicted model, not a curated record
CAUCUGAAAAGUUAUCUAUUUCAUCUAUAGUGAACAGUUGAAGUGAACGCAAGUGCAAUUUUCGGUGCCGUGGAAAAGUCUAAAUUACAUUGUUGAACUAAAUCCGAAUUGGAAUUUUUUGUGCAUGAAACAGAGUCCUGGCGUUGCUUAAACGUUUUGUUAGUGAACCGAAAGUUUAUAAAAACAAUUUGUAGAAAGAGAAAGGAGAAGGGAGAAAAAAACAACACAAAUCGUUAUUGGGGAUGGGGACAGCCGUGAUUAUAUGUACAAUCAGCUGUUCUCUUCUUACAAUUACCAGCUGUGAUCAAAGCUUUCAUACAGUGAUCUGCAGCCUAAUUAAAGUUUAAAUUUUUGAAGCACGCAUAUUUAAAUAAGUAAAACGUAAAAUAAAGGUUUUCUAAAGCCAAAAUAUGGAAUUGAAGAGGGUGAUACAGAAAUAGUUCAUUGCACUGUCAAUUCGAAGCACGCAAUAGAAGCUACGCCAACAAUGGUCAACAUCAAUGGCGAAACCAUUAAAUACAUAUUUCAAACCUCAUAUGGCGCGUUAAAGGUACGCAAACUUAUUGGUGUCACUUAUUGUAGCAGCGUAGAACUUUCGAAGCGAUGAAUAUGUGCUGCAAGCAAAUCCAAAACUAUGGACGCAAACGCUGCUACAUGGAACACAAAUCAUUCACACACCAGAUAUUACGUUUAAUGUCACUUUUUUGCGUGCAAUUAAACCUUUUGGUCAACACAAGCACGAGAAUUGGAACGACAUGGCGUGUUUCAACUGGGUUUUGCCAAUGAGCUAGAGGGCAAAGCAGUUUCAGUAUCUUUGAGCUUACCGGCACUUGGCCGUGCCAUUAGCAGCUAAAACACAGAAAUUAAAGGGAGGACUUUUUUGAUUCAUUUUCACCUUGUAUUGAGGAACCAUAACGUUGUUGUAUCGCUUUACAAGGACAUAAAUACACCGAAAUUAGUUCAAUGGAAAUACUACAGCAAGAGCGUGGAUGUUAAGACUUGAACGGUGCCGUGUUAGAUUUAGAAUUCCUGAAACAUAAGGUAAUUAUUACCAACUUUUAUUACUUUAUAUUUUAUAGAAACCCUCCUCCCAGAUGAAUCUAGUACUAGUGUAAUUAAUGAAAGAACAGGGGGGUUACUCUGUAAGGCGUUACGAAUAGCAAUGCGUUGCGAAAGUGAAUUGCGUUGCGAAGGGCAAUCGGUACUCUGUAACACUUUUGCAUUGUAAACAGUGUUGCACUGUUUUCGAGUUGACAUAUCUCCAGUAUAGUUGACAUUACUGACCGAAACGAAGGAAAAUGAAAACAAAAUAAAUAACAGAAAAGUGAAGAAGUGUAGAAAAUUGACAGUCAAACAUAUUUAAAUUUGAAUUGUUUUAUAAAUAAAAGUAAUUUUAAAUCAAUAAAAAAGCUGUGAAUAUGGAUUCCGUUGUGUUAUGGGAGGAAAACUCAAAAAAUGAACGAGUUGAGCGGAAAAUUAUUAGAGACAAUUCUAAUGUGAUGAGUCUUAGUGAAAAAAGUUUUGUGCAAAACUUUCGCUUAAGCAAGGAUUCAUUCAAAUAUGUGUUGGAUAGCAUAAGUAGUGAGCUAAAAACUCCAUGCAGGUCCACAGGAAUACCCGAAAUUGUGAAAUUAGCGGCAACUUUAAAAUUUUUGGCGCAGGGAGGCUAUCAACAGCAAAUUGGACAAGAUCACCAUACAGGACUAGCUCAACAAACUGUUUCGCGUUGUGUGUUUGAAGUUUGUAAAGCAAUUGAGAAAGUGCUGUGUCCAAAACACAUAACUUUUGCAAUGUCUUCAGAGGAGAAAAAUGAAGCGAAACGAGCUUUUUACUCAGUGUCUGGAAUUCCAGGAGUAAUUGGAGUGGUGGAUGGUACUCACAUCCAAAUGAUACGUCCGGCAGUUAAUGAGCAUUUAUAUUUCAAUAGGAAAUUAAAGCAUAGUAUAAACGCUAUGGUGAUAUGUGAUCAUAAGAUGAUGAUAAAAGCCGUUAACGGUCGGUUUGCUGGGGCGUGUCAUGAUUCACAUGUGUGGAAUUUGUCAAGCGAGCGCCAAUAUUUACAAACCAACUAUGUGAAUGGAGAAAUAGGAAUUCGCAUUCUUGGCGACUCUGGAUAUCCGCUUGAGCCAUGGCUUUUAACUCCAUACAGAAAUGCUGCUGAAAACUCUGCUGAAAGUUACUACAACUACAAAUUUUCAAAAGCCAGAUCCCUUAUCGAACGAGUAUUUGGAGUAUUAAAAGCGCGGUUUAGAUGCCUUUUAGCUGCUAGAGAACUACAUUAUGCCCCAGAAAAAGUGGUGCAAAUUUUGAACGUAUGUUGUGCUCUUCAUAAUAUUUGCACUAUUUUUAAUGUGGAAUCACCUGCCAAUAUAGCAAUAGAAGUUGAAGAAGUCGAUGCUAGUUAUACUGAAACCAUAGGAAAUACAAAUGAAACCAAUAUUGCUAAACGUUUAAGGGAUCAAAUAAAAAACAGUAUGAUUACUUUAUAAACAUAUAACACUAUUUAAUGAAGUAAACUUUUUAAUUUUUUACAUUUCCAUUAAUUAUUAAUUAAUAUAUAUAUCAUUGAUAUAUCUUGCACAUGUGUAUACAUAUCUA